Messenger RNA from Arabidopsis thaliana (thale cress), 1725 nucleotides. It is a transcript of the gene AACT1, whose product is annotated as anthocyanin 5-aromatic acyltransferase 1. The record is from RefSeq and is marked reviewed. Bases 177 to 1535 code for a protein of 452 amino acids. Gene Ontology annotation, molecular function: agmatine N4-coumaroyltransferase activity; acyltransferase activity, transferring groups other than amino-acyl groups. The transcript has a single exon. Lineage: Eukaryota; Viridiplantae; Streptophyta; Magnoliopsida; Brassicales; Brassicaceae.
GGACCAAAAUAAUUCAAAUGGUAAUUACGUGCCUUGGCUUCCAACCAACGUUUUUGACUAGGGCUGACUCGGUAGCUUGUUAUGUUAGUAUAAGAGUUAACUCCAUCUGAUACUCAGCUGAAUAAACUCAUACGUACAAAGGAAUAUUAUCUAAAAGACGAGAGUACAAGUGAGAAAUGGCGUUAAAGGUGAUCAAGAUCUCCCGAGUCAGCCCUGCAACCGCCUCCGUCGACCCGCUCAUUGUCCCACUCUCGUUCUUUGAUUUACAGUGGCUUAAACUCAACCCUACCGAGCAAGUCUUCUUUUACAAACUCACCGAAUCAUCAUCAUCUCGCGACGUUUUCUACUCCUCCAUCCUCCCCAAGCUCGAGCGAUCUCUUUCACUCAUCCUCACUCACUUUCGCCUAUUCACGGGUCACCUUAAGUGGGAUUCACAAGAUCCAAAGCCGCAUUUAGUUGUUCUCUCAGGAGACACACUCUCUCUCACAGUGGCUGAGACUGAUGCGGAUUUCUCACGUAUCUCUGGCAGAGGGCUUCGUCCAGAGCUAGAGUUACGCCCUCUAAUACCCGAGCUACCGAUUUAUUCUGACUCGGGGGCUGUUGUAUCUCUGCAAGUCACUUUGUUCCCGAAACAAGGCUUCUGCAUUGGAACCACAGCCCACCAUGUCGUCUUGGACGGCAAAACGGCUGAAAAAUUUAACAAAGCAUGGGCUCACACUUGUAAACAUGGCACCAUACCGAAAAUUCUACCAACGGUUUUAGAUCGUUCUGUCGUCAAUGUUCCAGCCGGACUUGAACAAAAGAUGCUCGAACUUCUGCCGUAUCUUACGGAGGACGACAAAGAGAACGGAAGAACCCUAAAGCUACCUCCAGUCAAAGAGAUUAACGCUAAAGACAACGUCCUCCGAAUCACCAUCGAGAUAAGUCCUGAAAACAUUGAGAAACUCAAGGAGAGAGCCAAGAAAGAGUCAACACGCGCUGAGCUUCACUUGUCAACGUUCGUAGUCACGUUCGCCCAUGUGUGGACAUGCAUGGUGAAGGCACGUAGUGGUGACCCAAACCGACCGGUUCGUUUCAUGUACGCUGCUGAUUUUAGGAACCGGUUAGAACCACCAGUCCCUGUGACAUACUUCGGGACUUGUGUCUUAGCCAUGGAUUUCUAUAAAUACAAAGCUAAGGAGUUUAUGGGAGAAGAUGGAUUUGUCAACACCGUCGAGAUUCUCAGUGAUUCGGUCAAACGUUUGGCUUCACAAGGGGUAGAGUCAACUUGGAAAGUGUAUGAGGAAGGAACAAAGACAAUGAAAUGGGGUACACAGUUGUUGGUCGUAAACGGGUCGAACCAGAUUGGGAUGUACGAAACGGACUUCGGGUGGGGAAGACCCAUUCACACUGAGACAAUGUCUAUCUACAAGAACGAUGAGUUCUCUAUGUCCAAGAGGAGAGAUGGUAUCGGUGGCGUCGAGAUUGGCAUCUCUUUGAAGAAACUUGAGAUGGAUACUUUUCUGUCUUUAUUUUACAAAUGGAUUGGAAACUGAAAACGUACGGUCUUAAUCGAUCCCAGCUUUUGCUUAUUUGUAUUUUUAUUUCUAGUUCAAUAAUUGCCCUAUAUGUACUACGCAAAUUUGUAUUGAUUCUGUCUUUUGAAUUCUAUUUUUUGGGGUACAAUAAUCAUCCAUAUUUGAAAUAUUAGUAGACUUUUCAUGAUCAGUGAAUCUAUUUCCCCCU